Messenger RNA from Parastagonospora nodorum SN15, 531 nucleotides. RefSeq lists its product as hypothetical. The record is from RefSeq and is a predicted model, not a curated record. Gene Ontology annotation, molecular function: zinc ion binding. The transcript is spliced from 2 exons. Lineage: Eukaryota; Fungi; Ascomycota; Dothideomycetes; Pleosporales; Phaeosphaeriaceae. Bases 1 to 531 code for a protein of 176 amino acids.
AUGCCCACAGCAACAUGUCCAUCACGAUUCCUGUUCCCAUCCGAGUUUCUCCCCGCGCUGGAUUUACUCGAUCGCAGACUCGUUGUGAGGCUGAAGAUCAGUGAUGAAAAUGGAAAUACGCGAAACGAGGACUCAGCAGCACGGAAUAACUCCACAACGGCUCCUGCUCACGACUACACACCCUCAAGCAUCUACUACGUCUCCUCCGCUCAACCCCGUCGCCACGCAUCCUCCUACGACACGUCUACGUCCUACCAGGUCCGCCUGCGUGCGUGGAACUGCUCGUGUCCCGCCUUUGCAUUCGCUGCGUUUCCAGCCGUGCAUCCCGAGCCCACAUACCAGCCCAGCGACGCGACGGAGGAUGCAUGGUUCGGCGGCGUGAGCUUGGGCGAGGGUAUACCGCCUGUAUGCAAGCACCUGCUGGCGUGCGUGCUGGUGGAGAAGUGUGCGGGGUUGUUUGGGGGGUUUGUGGUGGAGAGGGAGGUCGGUGUUGAGGAGGCGGUGGGGUGGGCUGCGGGGUGGGGGGAUUGA